CCGGCCAGAGACACAUACUGGGGAGUGGAGCUGAGCACUUUGGAAAACAGUUUUAAUUUAUCAUUUGCUAUAUCAGGUUAAGAGCGUGGGUCAACGUACGUUUUUCUGUUUUUGUGACUGAAGUCUUGAAAUACAUCCCGCUGUUCGCUGUAACGGCAGGUAGAACAAUGACAGCGUGUACACAGUCGAGUCUGAAUGCGUGGAGAGCGGCUUUACCUUUCCAUGUCGGUGUUAGGCAGUGACACAGCAUACAGACUACGAAUAACGGUACUCUAGUAUGUCGGUGACUAGUCAGGACAAUCAGCUGUAUCAACUGGAUACGUAGUUGUGUCGUUGUUUUCUCAGUGCUGUGGAGGCAGAAAGGUUGCAGCGUCCUGAUACAGGUCAGUUUGAGCCGCGCGUAGGACGCACAUACAAGUACACUGGCGGUUGUUGUUGAUAGUAAGCGGCACAGUGGGGCAGUGGUAACUGUUAGCCUGGUUCUGUUUCCACUGGAGGCCGGCGAUCUCCGUACAGGGAUCAACACACCCUUAGGAGAAGGAGCCAAGUCAUUAAGGGUUGAAAAAAGGUACACCAUCACCUCCAAGAGCCAGCUCUCAAGAUGGCGGCCAUGAUACCUACAUCCAUGGCAAUACUCUUGGUGUCGUCUGCUUCGGCCCUAACGGAGAUAGUGCAGACCAAAUAUGGACGCUAUAAUGGUUUUAUAGAAGAAAUGGAGGACGGAAAUAUAACUAAGUUUCUAGGAAUACCUUAUGCCAAACCUCCUACCGGGGGCAGACGAUUCAGGGCCCCCGAGGCUCUCGCUGAACAGGAAAACAUCACUGUCGAAGCUGUUCAGUUCAAACCGGCGUGUCCGCAAAAUGAAGCCAUAUUCAGGAAUAUUUACGCCCCUCAUUUGGAGAAUAAAACCAUGAGUGAGGAUUGUCUGUACCUGAACGUAUAUGUUCCAGGCACUGUGGACCGGACGAGGCAAGAACUACUGGCUGUGAUGGUCUGGAUUCAUAGCGGAGCGUUUCAGUUCGGAGCUGGAUCUCUUCACGACGGUUCUCGACUUGCACUAACUGGGGAUGUGAUCGUCGUCACCAUUAACUACAGACUCGGGUUACUUGGUUUCCUAGGAACUGAGGAUAUAGUUGCUAGGGGCAACUGGGGAUUGAUGGAUCAGACGAAAGCUUUAGAGUGGGUGCAGGUAAACAUAGAACAUUUCGGCGGCAACCCAGGCAAUGUGACCCUGUUUGGCGAAUCCUCCGGCGCGUACAGUGUAGGACUUCACAUUCUUAGUCCGCUCUCCCAUGGUCUCUUCAAUCGUGCCAUAUCGCAGAGCGGUUCUGCCAUUAUGAACGGUUUGAACAGACGGCCUCGAGAACGAGUCGUCAAAGUCGCCCAGUACCUCAAUUGUUCCAAUGGGAACUACCCCCAGUCAACCCUCAGUCUGGUCACGUGUCUCCGGCACGCAGACGUGAACGUCCUCGUCAAAGCAGACGGAAGCAUCGCGUCAUCAAUAGCACCCUUUACCCCAACAAUCGACGGACAUUUUCUUCCAAAAGAGCCAUUGGAUCUGAUGAAACAGGGAACAUUUGCCGCUGUGGAUUACAUCAUUGGCAUGAAUAGUGACGAAGGCUCGGCGACGCUCGAGACCAUGCCUUCUGUGCUGGAUGGUGAGGGGAUGAACAGGGCCAUGUUUGAAACAUUCCUGUCUCGGACUUUUAUAGCCAGAUACCCAUCCCCUCUUCCAGCACGUGUCACGGAUGUCGUCUGGUCGACACUUCUGUCACACUACCUUCCAGCAGACGACACAGUGGCAGCGUACAGACGACGCUACUUGGAUGCUUGUAGGGACGUGUUCGCCGCUCAAACCCUUCAGUAUGCAAAUUACCACUCCACCAAAGCCGACUGCUUCGUGUACUACUUCACCCACCGACCGUCUCGCUCUCAGUACCCAGACUACAUCCGGGCUGCGCACUCAGACGACCUUCAGUUUGUGUUUGGCGACAUCCAGAAUCUGGGCACACGUGAAGAAACAGAACUUAGUGCUGAUUGGAUGGAUGCUUGGGCGUCGUUUGCGAAAUAUGGAAAUCCCAACUUCAAUUCGAGUCAGCUUGAGUGGCAGCACUACAGUGAGUCGACGAGAUCGUAUUUGGAAAUAACUGUAAAUAUGUCGGAGUCAAAUUCGAAAACGAGGCUUUUAGAAGGCGGAAUCAUGCUAUGGAAUGAUGUUCUUCCGGGAAUAGCAACCAUGGCCACAGGUCAAAGGCCACAGGUGUCAAUGGCGGCUGCGGGCCAGGGAAUGAUCGCUCUUCGACAGAAUAUGAUGUCAAAAGCUAGUGACAAGGACUGGGGGAUGAGCGCCAAGCAGGCCGAGGAAGUCAUGCUGAGUCUGAUUCUAGUUGUCACGUUCCUCGUAGUCAUCUGCGCAGCUCUCGUGCGCAUGGUCUGCUACAUUGACAGGAAGCGAGUCCCGCCACCAAGAGGGUCGAGUUUUGUGAACGAAGCUUAUGACUUGAACUUAAUAAACAAAUGUUCAAAUGGGGAAACAGCCAGAACUAGAUGUCCUCACAAAAGCAUGGAGAGUGCAACAAAGUUAUGAUUGACACGUGACGUCAUAAUUUUUCCAAAGUAACUUAUCAUCUCAUCCAUGUUGGAACUCGUUUCAUUUACAUGACUGUCACAUCACACACCUCAGCUGUCGUGUCGCGGAAGAAAAGGAUGAAAGUGUUUUUGUUUUUUGUCUGCAAAUGAAAGUGUAAAAAUACCUUGAACGAUCAAAAAGGCAUGUCUUUCUUUCACGAAAGAAACGCGGCAGAAGCUCACGGUGAACAGUCUACAGUUUCACUAUAUGCAUCACUACUCCACAACUUCCGGAGGAGAUGAAAUGAGCUGGGUUGACCGGAGUGCAUGCCAAGAGUGACGGACGUUUACUAUUGUUUGCGGCAGCCAAUGAAAAGCAAUACAGCAACAUACAAUGACAUCAUAAACAGCGUGUAGUGGCCGGGCUAUUGUAACUAUUGAUCCAUUACGCUCGUCCUUCGUCUUUUGAUUUUAUUUUUGUAUUUAUGAUUUCGGUCAUUUGGCUCUAUUUAUUCAUGAUUUAAGCCAUUUUGCUGUAUUUGUUUUUAAUGAUUUCAGUCAUUUUGCUUUGUUUAUUCAUGAUUUCAGUCCACUAUUCACGAUUUCAGUCCAUUAUUCAUGAUUUCAGUCCAUUAUUCAUGGUUUCAGUCCAUUAUACACGAUUUCAGUAAUAUGGCUUGUAAUUUGUGUAUUUAUGAUUUCAUUGUUCUUUGGGUCUUGCACCAUAGCCUCGCUGUCCUGUAUCAAAUUUGUUAUGAUGGAUUCGUAAUCGAGGUAUAUUUAUUAAUUGCUCUGAUGUUUGUGAAUAAAGCGAUUGCUGCAAGAGGCAAUCUUGACCAGUA
Haliotis rufescens (red abalone) is the source of this 3410-nucleotide messenger RNA. Its product is annotated as carboxylesterase 5A-like. Bases 602 to 2587 code for a protein of 661 amino acids. The record is from RefSeq and is a predicted model, not a curated record. The transcript is spliced from 5 exons. NCBI's taxonomy places the organism in Eukaryota, Metazoa, Mollusca, Gastropoda, Lepetellida, Haliotidae.